Molecule: messenger RNA, 1824 nt
Organism: Contarinia nasturtii (swede midge)
Lineage: Eukaryota; Metazoa; Arthropoda; Insecta; Diptera; Cecidomyiidae
Gene: Zasp66
Product: PDZ and LIM domain protein 3
Exons: 7
Coding region: 248-1225 (325 amino acids)
Biological process (GO): actin cytoskeleton organization; muscle structure development
Cellular component (GO): stress fiber; filamentous actin; Z disc
Molecular function (GO): actin binding; muscle alpha-actinin binding
Source: RefSeq, a predicted model, not a curated record
AAGAAAGAACAAAAAAACUGUUUUCCAUUUUGUGUCACAUUUUAAUUUGCUACUUAUAUUCUUUUUCUUCUUAAAUUUUGUUCAAGUGAAAAAUUGUGCAUCGAAAGCAGAAGAAGAGUGAAUUGUGUGCAAGUGAGGGUGAGAGAAAGAGAGUGUGUGAAAGGCUGUGCAUUUGUGGCCAAACAAAAUAAAAACUACAACAAAUUAAAGCGAAGAGAGUGUAAUUUAAAGCGAUUUUUCAAUAAUAAUGGCCUCUAAGCGACGUGAGGUUGUAAUUGAUCUUGAACGUGACGGGCCACAUAUAUGCUGGGGCGUUCGCUUAAUUGGCGGAAUAGAAGUAAAUACACCGUUAAUUAUAACAAAGGUUUUGGCCGGCAGUCCAGCCUUUGGUCGUCUAGUGCGUGGCGAUAUAAUUGUCAAGAUCCAGGAAUAUGAUGCUCGUGACAUCCGAAAUGUUGAUGCUCAAACACUGUUUCGAAACGCUUACAAUCGCAUCCGAAUUGUUGUUUAUCGUGACAGUAAAAUGGUGGUCGCAUCAAAUAUGCGAAAUGAUGUACAAAAAUCACGUAGCCCAUCGGCAGUACCACCAUAUCGUCCCGAAAUCAAUUUACUUCAAUUUGAUUUCAAUGAACAGGCCGAACAGGCUGCAUUAUCAUUGCCACAAACGAAUUUUCAAUCAUUGUCGAUCAGCGAUUGUGGUUCAUCGCGACCAAAUUCACGUAUGUCAAAUUUUAGCCCGAUGCCAACCAGAGAUCAUCAACAAGAAGUACGAGAUGAACAGGCCACAAUCACAUCACAGCCUUACCGUACAACUCCAUUGAUUUUGCCAGGAGCCAAGGUUAAGAAGGAAUUCGUUCCCAAUGAAUGCUACUUGAGACAUCAUCCAAAUCCGAUGAUGCGAGGCCGUGCUCCACAUGUCGAAGAAAAUUUCUUGCGCCAAAGAGCUGGAGACACAUAUCUUAACCGCGUUGUAGGCGACACUGGAAACAAGGUUGCUCACAAGCAAUUCAACUCUCCAAUCGGUCUUUAUUCGGACGGUAACAUUGAACAUACGAUACGCUCAACCGUUCCAAACACCACACCCAUUUUCAUUGAUCUGUCGUUUCUGGAAGAAAAGAAUCGAAUUCUUGCGGAGCAACAACGCAAACAACGCAUUGCACAACAAAAUCGACUAUCAACCUAUCAGCCGUUCAAUUUAUAUCAUCCGCCUUCAUCAUCACAUUAGCUUUUUUCUUUCUUAAAAAAAAAAACAAACAAAACAUAUAAAUAAACAGAGAACAAUUAGACACGAAAACAAUUGAAUACGAAUUUCAAACAUAAAAUACACUGACUAAUCAUAUGAUGUAUUUUUUUUUUUCACCUUUGAUUGGCAAAAUUUUCGCGAACGUUCCCUUGUUCAAGUAGUGAGAUUGAGAUUUGGCACUUUUCCAUUUGAACUAAAUAAGCGAGAAAAAAUUGCUAAAAAUUAAAUUUGACGGGAAAAUGCAUGAACGGUGCCUUCCAGCUCACAUCUUGCAAGUUAUGUCGUUCACAUUUCUUUUUUCUGAAUUUUCCAACCUUUUCGUUAAGACAACCAACAGAUAUUUUGAAAAUAAAAACGCGCAACGUCUAAAAUUCGACUGUAUGCCGUUGCAUUCAAUUGGCAUUCAAAUCGAUAUAAAUAAAUUUGCAUUAAGAACUCGCAUAAAAAAAUAUGAAUGCAAUACCGUAUGGUUGGUUUUCAUUGUAAAUUGAGCAAAAUCCUCAUCCAUACGUUUAGUAACAUAUUAGCGCUGUCAAAAUUAUUACCGUGUCACCCACAAUUUCCGUAAUAUUUUAUGAAUU